Messenger RNA from Suillus plorans, 1526 nucleotides. RefSeq lists its product as uncharacterized. Gene Ontology annotation, molecular function: protein binding. Gene Ontology annotation, cellular component: cytoplasm; membrane. The transcript is spliced from 7 exons. Bases 146 to 1471 code for a protein of 441 amino acids. NCBI's taxonomy places the organism in Eukaryota, Fungi, Basidiomycota, Agaricomycetes, Boletales, Suillaceae. The record is from RefSeq and is a predicted model, not a curated record.
UCGACUAUGAUAAGAGACAUGCUCAUCGAUGUUGAUCAGUCGGAUAUCUCCGACCGAACAAGCACUUUGUUGGGUCCUGUUAAACUGCAGCUGAGCCCAAUUUCAUCGUCUGAUCCACGCUCUCGACAUCGCUCGCAGACUGUGGAUGUCUCAGCAAUCAGCAGUCCCAAAGCCUUCACUCCAGGGGGUUCGCACAAAAGUACGCAAAGGCCAAGUCAAAGCACAGGCAAAGCACGAGCCAGCGGCCUUUAGAGACCAACUCUACAAACAUCUUGAAACAGUUCCAGAAAACGAUUUCGAGGGAUUCAGCGCUAAACUUGUACAGGCUGGUGGGACGCUCGAGUAUCUCAAGUAUGCCGACGCCUUGUUUGAGAUCCUCCUUGUCGGCGGGCUCAUCCAGCCGGGUGGGUCAUAUCUCGAUGAUGGCGCGCCCAUGUCGCCAUUCUCUAUUUUCAACGCACGCAAUCCGCCCGACCUCGAAGAGUUGAAGAAGUAUGUCGAUGUGUUUAACAAAUUGAAUCGAAGGUGCAUGCGAUUGUGGUCCCGCGUAAUAUAUUGUGCAUGCGGUGUUAAUCAUGAAUAUAGGUUCAAAUAUCUUCAGAAACCGUUCGAGGAGCAAAGUCUCCCCACUCUCCUGCAGUACAUCGGCCGUUGGUCAUCCGAGCAACGCGACAAGCUCGCCAUGACACUUGGUCUCCUUCUUUCGCAGGGCCUCGUGACCGCAGCUUGUCUGCAGAGUCUAACCAAGGAUCACCUCGUCAAGAACGACCAGUCCAUCAAUAUCCUUGCGUUGGUCUUUAGCGCAUACCUCACCGACCAGUCGAUCGAUCACCUUGCUGCAACCCUCAAACGCGGCAAUAUCAAAGAUCUACUCCUCUUCUUCCCUCCAAACAAGAGGGACGCUAAAGUUCUCGAUGCUUUCUUCCGGGAGAAAAACCUCCCUACCGUGGCCGACUGGUACACGAAGAAGCAAUAUGCGAUCGCGAAAGACGCAAUCAUGAAGGAAUUAAAGGAGGUGGUAGAACGCAGCGAUGAUAGUGAAUCAAUCAUAUCUGCAAUCCAAAGUAAACUAGAGGAGCAGCGGCUCCCUGAGGCGGAACUUAUACAGAGCAUCUGGCAGGGCCUUAUGGCUUCCGUAGACUGGAGUGCACGCCCUGACCAGAUAGAAGGCCUCGCACUACGUGAGGUCGGGAAAUUUGCCCCAGUUCUCGUGGCCUUCUGUAAAGGUCCCAAAACCCAGGUCGCUUUGAUCAAUAUCGUACAGGUCUACUGUUAUGACGACACACGUGUCAUGAAAGCCUUCCCACAGAUCCUGAAGGUUUUGUACAAUAAGGACUGCGUUUCUGACCAGGCGAUCAUCUACUGGCACCAAAAGGGGUCUAAGCCGCAAGGAAGACAACACUUCCUGAAGGCCACCGAGGGCCUGGUCAAGGAGCAGGAAGAAAGCGAAGAAGACGAAGACGAAGAGUAAAUUAUAGGCUGAUACGCUCUCCAAUUAGAUGUGUAUUUCCGCGUUGCUAUCCAUC